AGCAUUAAAUUUUGUUUUUAAUGAGUUUAGAUAGCCUAACAAGCGUUUAGCUUAUUAGGAUGCUUAAUUCUUUUUAUUUUUUUUAUCUGUGGGAGUGGGGAAUAAUCACAGAGGAGAAUUGGUCCUCAGGAGUGGUUUGGCUACCGUUUGACAAAGUUCAAACAUUCUAAUUUUGGCGGAAUUAAAGUCAGAAGCGAACAGAUAGAACAAUUUUGAACUUGUCAACACCCCAAUAAUGGGCAACAGCUAAUUCAUAUGGAAUUUGCAGAAAAAAGAGGAAUUCAUCUGAGAAACAAGGAUAGGCUAUCUUUAAUGGGAUCUAAGCUCUGGCAUAGACAAGAGAAAUAAAUUAUAACAAUGAUUUCAACCAUCAUAUUGUUAUGCAUCAUUAUCAAUGGGGGAUACUCUCAAAAGGAUGCCAUAGUGGCCCAAAAUGUGGAAGCAUUUUUCCCUCGCAGGGAAAUCAUCAGUGAACCUCCAUCCAGCUUGGUUCCACCUGUUGAUGCCUCCUUAAAUGGAUCUUCUGCAACAGGGCAUGGUGCAAAUUCUAACACUCACAAAGUUAUUGUGAUAGCAGUUGUAGUUAGUGCACUGUCAACUCUUGUUUUGUCUGGAUUGCUGUUUUUCUGUUAUAAGAUGUUGUUUGGCAAAUCCAAGGUGCGUAAAGAGGAAAAUCCUCUGAUGGGUAUCACCAUAAGAAAUGACUUGUUUCAAAAAUCAGAUGACCCUGUGCUUGGCUUCAAUAAUCUGAGAUUUAUGAACGGUGAUGGUUCACCAGUUUUGAAACCACUUGGUGGUUUUAGAGGUGAUGUUUCCUAUGAGAACCCUUCUUAUUCAGAAGAAAACAUGCCGAGGAAAAGCCAUUCUUUGGCCUUUGUGCCCUAUGGUAGGGAUACCAAAGAAUCUGCCCAGGUUAAUGUUUUUCCUCUUCCACAAAGGGCUGACCAGUCUUCAUCUACAGAAUUGGCCAGAUUACCAACUGAAUCUGAAUCAUCUAGGGCUCGUAAUAACUCACAACCACCACCUCCUCCUCCAACUCCAGAAUUUGCAGGAUCUUCUCCCCAAGUACCGUCUCGGGCCAAUCCUAAUUUACCACCACCACCUCCCCCUCCUUUACCUCCAAGAUUGGGGAAAAACAUACCUGCCGUGCCUAAAGCCAAUCCUAAUUUACCACCACCUGCUCCCCCUCCUCCACCUCCGGGAUUGGGGAAAAACUUACCUGCCGUGCCACCUAAAGCCAAUCCUAAGGCACCUCCACCUCCACCCAGAGGAUCUAAAUCAGCUCUACCUCCAUUAGCACCUAAAGCUGUAGGCACAUUUCCAAGGGGAAGCAAUAUAAGCCCUGUAAAAUCUGCAGAAAAAUCUAAUGUGACUCAGAAAGAUGAUGGGAAUUUGCAGGCCAAGCUGAAGCCUCUGCACUGGGACAAAUUAUCUGCAAAUCCUGAUCAUUCAAUGGUCUGGGACAAGCUAACCGAAGGCUCAUUUAGGCUAGACGAAGAUAUGAUAGAGUCUUUGUUUGGUUAUGCUCCUGAGAAAAAAGUUAAGAGUGUGGCAAAAUCAUCAGUGGCUAUUCCUCAGUCCAGAGAAAAUACACAAAUACUUGAUCCCAGAAAAUGUCAAAACAUUUCCAUAAUUUUGCGAGCAUUGAAUGUGACAAGAGAGGAAGUUUGCGAUGCACUACUGGAAGGUGAUGGCUUAAGCACAGAGCUCCUCGAAAAGUUAGUAAAAAUCACAAUAACCCGCGAUGAAGAAAGAAAAUUGAAAGACUACAAAGGUGAUGUUUCAAAACUUGGCCCAGCCGAGCGUUUUAUUAAAGCAUUGCUGGACAUCCCUUUUGCUUUCAAGCGAUUUGAAGCAAUGCUGUUCAGAGCAACAUUUGAGGAGGAAAUGUCUUUUGUAAAAACAUCCUUCAAGACGAUGGAGGCUGCAUGCACCGAACUUAGAGGCACUCGCCUGUUCUUGAAAUUGCUUGAAGCUGUCCUGAAAACAGGUAACCGAAUGAAUGCCGGGACUAACAGGGGGGAUGCCCAAGCUUUCAAACUCAACACACUUUUAAAGCUAGCAGAUGUCAAAGGAACAGAUGGAAAGACAACUCUUCUGCACUUCGUUGUUAAGGAGCUUGUAAGGUCAGAAGGCAUCCGCAUUGCAGGAGAACGGCCAGACCAAUCUCGGCCUGAAUUAAAUGGUAAAGAAGAAGAAGAAGAAGAUUAUAUCAGAUUGGGAUUGCAGACAGUUGUUGGGUUGGGAAAUGAACUGCAUAAUGUGAAGAAGGCAGCAGGAAUAGAUUCAAAUAUUUUGGCUAAUUCCGUGUCAAAACUCUCCAGUGAACUUGCCAAGUUAAGAGAACUUUUGCAGAAAGAUAUCUCCUCGGAUAGAACAACCACGGGCAUGGAUAGCAGCGGAGGACUAAGUUUCAAAGAGUCAAUGGAAUCCUUUGUGCUUCAAGCCGAAGAGAACAUCAGUGAAAUUAAGACCGAGGAAAAAAGAGUGUUUUCUCUUGUAACAAAAAUUACUUUGUAUUUCCAUACAGAGGCUGCAGGGGAGAAAUCUCAGUUACUUAGAAUUUUUGCUAUUGUGAGGGACUUUUUGGGCAUGCUGGAUAAUGUGUGCACUGAAAUUGGAAGAACCAACAAGAAGAAAACUCCCAAACCAGUGGAGAAGGAAGCGCCUUCUCCUGUUACAAUUCAUAAUCAUAAGUUAUGGCAGUCGCAAUACCUGAAUUCAUUUGCAGUCAAGUAUGAUUCUUCAGACGAUGAAAGUGUUUAUCCAUGACACACUGGAAUCGAGGAGAUGUUUUGGAUAUUGAAUUGUGUGGGUGUUUUUUAAUGCACUAUCCAGACACAUUUGAAGGUCUAACACCCAAACAAGAUUGUAAUAAUGGUGUCCAUACUAUAUAAAUGACAUUAUAUAAGGUAGUCGGUCCUCUACUAUAGAUCCACUGCAUAAAUGUGACUGUUCUGGGUGGCCCUCUACUUACAGUUCCAAUGCAUAAAUGUGACUGUCCUGGGUGGUCCUCCACCAAUAAGCCUUGAUGUUGGGUUGAGAGAGCGAACUCGACCCGUAGAUCUGCAAGCAACUUCCCUACUAUUUGGGACCAAGUCAGUCAGUCAUUGUUUAAGGUCUUUUCAUCUCCCUCUCUGUUUUAGAUCAUUAUAACAUAGCUGAGGAACCCAGAGUUUGUCUCAAAGGCUGCUGCAUGUAUAAUAUUUUCCAUUUGGGUGAUAUUCUGAACUCUUCCAUGGACAUUUUAUUUGUAACCAAUCACACUUUUUUGAUAUCUGUAAGUAGGUUCGUUUGAAAUGAAGACAAUCGAGAGAUUCGGUAAUUAACUUGCAUUA
Molecule: messenger RNA, 3338 nt
Organism: Cryptomeria japonica (Japanese cedar)
Lineage: Eukaryota; Viridiplantae; Streptophyta; Pinopsida; Cupressales; Cupressaceae
Product: formin-like protein 8
Exons: 4
Coding region: 358-2772 (804 amino acids)
Biological process (GO): actin cytoskeleton organization; actin nucleation
Molecular function (GO): actin filament binding
Source: RefSeq, a predicted model, not a curated record